Messenger RNA from Verticillium alfalfae VaMs.102, 1011 nucleotides. RefSeq lists its product as hypothetical. The record is from RefSeq and is a predicted model, not a curated record. Bases 1 to 1011 code for a protein of 336 amino acids. Lineage: Eukaryota; Fungi; Ascomycota; Sordariomycetes; Glomerellales; Plectosphaerellaceae. The transcript is spliced from 6 exons.
AUGGCCAAGAGUGAAGUCUGGCGAAUCAAUAACAUUGGCAUUAUGUCUGGUGGCGGGUGGGACUUUGUGGACCAUGUCGCUGUAGGAUCUGAAUUUUUGGCCAAGAUCUCCAAGAAAAUAGUUGCCAAGGGCUCAGCCUACUUUCUGAAGCUGUCAUCGCCCCACAAUGGAGCAAAGUCUGUCGUCCUCGCCAUCUGGGAGAAGGACUUGACCACAGGCCGGACCUCUACUGGUCUCUGGGAUGCCGAAUUCGCCAAUCUUCUACAAUACGACUGUAGCGACCGUGUCUCGGCCGUUGCCUUUGGCAUAGAGGUUGAGUUCAACGCCAACGACAAGGGUGCCGGCAGUGUCACCGUCAAUGGCAUCGAACACCCAAUCGCGCUGGCGUUGAUGCCGCGGCAGGCAUCAGCUGUUCAAGGAUCUACAACUCGCGACCUGCCAGGUCUUGAGGGCAAUAGCACGGUCGAGUGCUAUCCCGAUGGUAUUGGCCUCGACCCCUCGCUACUCAUCGGUGUUUCCUGGGAUACCGAGGAAGGACUUGCGGCCGACCUCAUCUCCAAUGUCUUUGACGCCGAUGUCGAAGAGAGCAACCAAGAAGCACAAAUCGACUGUACACAUGGCCGCGUCUGCAGCACUGGUGAAGAGACUUCUUAUUCAGUGACUCAUACUGCCACCUUCAACUUUGCAGGGCUCGGCAGGCUAGAGUGGAUCUCUGGUGGCUACUCCGUGUCCUAUACAUGGGGACAAUCCAAGAUCUACAAUUGUGAGGGUGAACGUGGGGAUAUUAUCUGUCUGAAGCAUCGGCGGUAUUUCCAGGGCUACCGUGCCGAGCUCAUGAGACACGAUUUCUGGGGCAAUCCUUAUGAAAAGAUUAGGGACGUCUGGAUCAGAUCACCAAUUCAGGCAGAAUCCCACAACGGCGAUGGACACUACUGUGUCAUCAACGGUUGCCACGGCGAAGGCAAUACUCACUGGCAACAUGUGGGGCCUGGCCUUCUCAAAGUUGCUUAA